GUAUUUGUUGAAAUAUGUUCCAUCAAUAAUAUAUUUAUGUUUAAUUAGUAAAAUCUUAGUGUGAGAAAUGCUGGGGAAAAAUUAGGCAAGAAAUCAUAAUAGCAAAAGACGAAGGGAACAUCCAGUUUUGGUAAGCGGCACAACAAGACACAUACCUUGUGUCGCCGCACUGGCCGAUCCAACUACCAUAUCCAGAAGAAACGAUCAGCGAAAAUUGGACAAUUUAACUGGUCAAGGAAAGCCAAGAGACGUCAUACAACUGGUACUGGUAGAAUGAGACAUCUCAAGUUGGUGAACCGACGUUUUAAGAAUGGAUUCAGGGAAGGCCAAACACCAAAACCACGCCAAAGUAAAUCACAGGCAAAAGCAUAACUGUGUAUUGAAAUAGCGAGUGAGAAAUAAACCUUCAACUUGAAUAAAUCAAUCACAUUAUUUUUGGCUGGUGUUUUAUUACCGGUGGUUAAGGGGGAACAGAAUUGUUUUUAUUUCUCUUAUGUUUGGAAGUGUAGGAAGCUUAAAUUACAAAGCUGUAGUAUAAAGUUUUUAUUUAGCUGUUACUUAGUGAAAGUUUGGUAAUUGUGAAUGGAUAGUGCCAACGACCAGCGCACUUUCUGCAAAAUAGGUUCGGCGUCAAACAUUUAGGUCUAGUCCGAUAUUAAAUACCCAGUUUUUUUCUGUAAUAACGUAAAAUGCAUUGACUUCGAUUAAAAUAUGGAUAAAACUUUUUAUUUUGAAGUAGUAUGCAGUUAGAAUCGAAGAAAGUAGGUCAAUUGACAAUUAAAAAUAACUACAGUUUCACCUAUGCGGUUUUUGUAAACCCUGCUGUCGAUAUCCCACGCCAGUGUAAAGUCGCGUAAACAUCUAUAAACUUGUGGUACAAAAACACAUACCAGCACCACCAGUAUAGGGUAGCACGACGUAGGAAAACCUUUCGGUAUAUGGGCAGAGCUGUUAAGCUAAACAGGUUCAAAUAGUUGAAAUCGACGUUAUCAUAGGAAACUUGUCGGACUCGAUCUUGAAGAUUGGCGUCAAUUUUAAUUUAAAAAUCGGCAGAGACAGCCUAUAAUAUAUAUCAUCUUUUGUAACACUUGCUUGCGCUGAUGUGUAGAGAAUAAAAAAUGGAAACAAAAUUGUUUUUGUUAUUUACCCUGUGCUUGUUUGGUGCAGCCGUUGCAGGCCCAACAGUGAAGACAAAUAAUGGACAUCUGUUUGGUGUCAGUGAAGCAGAAGCAUCGGUGUUUUACAGCAUUCCCUAUGCUAAACCUCCCGUUGGAAAUCUGAGGUUCCAAAACCCAGUUCCCAUUGGCUACCUUGGGGAUAUUGACGUCACCAACAAUACUGGAGUCGGUUGCAUAGGCAUGCGGUUGAUGUGUUCUAUUGGUCAAUGCGCUGAAUUUGAAUCGGAAGAUUGUUUGUACCUCAACGUUUACGUACCAACGAGUGUCGAUCUAUCAGACCCAGCCAACCAACCAAAAGCAACUUUACCUGUCCUGGUUUGGUUCCAUGGCGGAGCGUUUUGGUUUGGGGCAGGUCUUGCACCAUUGUAUGACGGCCGAUUCCUUGCAGAGAAAACUGGAGCAAUCGUGGUCACACUGAACUACAGAUAUAUGCCGUUCGGUUUUCUUGCGAUGGGAUCUUCUGCUCCUGGAAAUAUGGGUUUCCGUGACCAGCAGGUGGCGCUACAGUGGGUGCAGGAUAACAUUGGGGUAUUUGGUGGGAGCAAUUCACAGGUAACGAUAUAUGGUGAGAGCGCUGGAGCUCAAACUAUUGGUCUGCAUCUUCUUUCUUCAGUGAGCAAACCGCUAUUCACCAAUGCAUUCAUGCAAAGUAAUCCUGUUUCAUUUACUUUCAAAACCUCAGCAGAAGCUGUAGAUUUGGGAACCCGACUUUCAAAACGCACUGGGUGUCUCACUGGAAGUUACAACUGCUUAGUUCAAAAAUCCUCUGAAGAAAUCAAGAGCGCCUUCGUUAAGGUCAUGAUGGGAAACAUGGCAAGCGGAGACUUUUACGGAUUCAUUGAACCAUUUGCUCCAGUUAUCGAUGGUGUGGAAUUCACUCAACAGCAAGCGGAUGCCUUUGCUGCAGGGGAAUGGCACACGGAUAAGAACGUCGUCAUUGGAACAGAUUUCCAAGAAUUGUAUUUGGUUUCUGCCAUGAUUCCUGUAGCUCUUUCUUACGAUAGGUUCGUAUCGAUGUGUGAAAAGAUGUGGCCGGGAAUCUCAGAUGAUGUAAUUGCCCUGUAUGCACCUGACCCAACUGUUACAGAUUUCAGAGACGCCUACGGGGACAUGUUAACUCACUACGCGUUCACUUGCUCGUCAAGAUCCGUUGCACGCUCCGCCGCAGCAACAAAAGAUUAUUUCAGUAACGUGUUUUACUUUACCAACUACCAUCCUCUUACUGGCCCAGAUUGCCCCACACUUCUUGGACCACUUAAGAGAUUAUGCGGAUACGCAUAUCACUCCUCUGAGUUAAGUUACGUGUGGAGAACCGGACCCAACGUUGGCCAAACUUACACCGAGGAUGAGGUUCCGUACGUUAACGCCUGGACCAACUAUAUCGGUAACUUUGUGUUCAGUGGUAACGUGAACAAAGGAUUGGAUGCUGGUUUGCAAAGCGACCUUGGCAGUUUCGUGGAAUGGCCGCAGUACCAAGCUCCUGUUGCUGGUUCUGCAACCGGAUCUUCUGACUGGCUCAGUGCGUCACUGGAUGCCCCAUAUCCGAGUGUCGAGCAAGAACCCUUGGAUCAUUAUUGCUCUUACUGGGAUACUAUCGGUUACGAUUUCAAAAUCUUUGGCCCGGGUUUUGCCGAAGCUUUGAACAUCGCACUUAACCAGGAAUAAAGUGGAAAUUAAUGGCA
Ciona intestinalis (vase tunicate) is the source of this 2860-nucleotide messenger RNA. Its product is annotated as cAMP-regulated D2 protein. The record is from RefSeq and is a predicted model, not a curated record. Lineage: Eukaryota; Metazoa; Chordata; Ascidiacea; Phlebobranchia; Cionidae.